Lates calcarifer (barramundi perch) is the source of this 2365-nucleotide messenger RNA. RefSeq names its product FKBP prolyl isomerase like (gene fkbpl). NCBI's taxonomy places the organism in Eukaryota, Metazoa, Chordata, Actinopteri, Centropomidae. The transcript is spliced from 9 exons. Bases 1019 to 2161 code for a protein of 380 amino acids. Gene Ontology annotation, molecular function: protein binding. The record is from RefSeq and is a predicted model, not a curated record.
CACCACAAUCUGCAGUGGAAUUAAUGGCCAGGCCAGGAGGAAUAUCGUCACCUAACUGAGCGACGACACAUCCAUGAAGACAGACUGAUAUAAUCUGCAUUUAAUUUGGCUAGAGACAGGCAGACAGACAGGGCUCAGGGUGAGAGCUGCGCCUGUACUGAAGUGUCCCAUUGAGUUUGGCUGAAGUGGACUUAUCUCCUACCAUCCCUCCUCACAUCUCACUCUCUCCUGGAUCCAGACAGGGCUUAGCGCCACUCUCAUCCUGCCCUCCUCACACCAGAGAGGCCUCUCUCCUCUGGGCUCAGUCCCACACUCAGAUCCCUUCAACCACACAACCCUCCUUGCAGUUGGCAGAGUGCUGCAUGAUGCUGCAAGGUGAUGAGCUUGUCUCUGAGGACUGGACAGUUGAUGGUGAUGGUGAUGAUGAUGUCCCCAGAAAUGGUGAUGCCACUGCUUAAGAUCCUGCGACUCAUCAGUUGACGCUUCUUGGCCAGUAACAUGUAGGACACAAGGAACGGAUACAAGAAUAAAGAUCUCGACCUGGUGAAUGAAGGAACAUGGAAACAAGGAUGCAUAAAAAUGACGCAUGUUGAACCCCUCAGAGAGGCUAGCAGAGAUCGUACCAACCCUCCUAGCGGCGCUAAGCCCUGGCUACUGAGGUUGCAGCUGUUCCCUGGACCCAACUACUGGCAGGUUGCGACGCCGUUCUGGCGAACAUAGAGCGGUCCACGAGCCCGGGGAUACAUGCUUCUGAAUUUACCCACUGGGAUAUUUCACAAGAGGCCAGCUGGGAAGUCGGUGGGAGCCAAGAGGAAGGCUGUCUAUGGCAUACGCUCCAGUUCCACUUCCAGCCCGCUUGGUGGCGGUAAUACUCUUUCUGAACUGGUUUACCAACCGCCAAUUAAUACCGAAGAAGAAGAAGGACGAGGGGGGGAGUGCCUGCUGUUUCUCUGACCGCCUGACAGCUUAUUAGUUUAUUAUUGAGGGGGACACAUAAUACUUCAUACUACACUUGUUCAUGAGUAUUUUUGUGAAUGCAGUGAUGGAUCCAGUUCACCCUCUGGAAACACUGUGUGGUAAUGGUGAUCAUGACGGUGUUGAUGUCACCUCCUGGGUGUCAGUGUGUCCCAGAGGCCUCUGGAAAGUCCAGCAGAAGCGAAUACACAAGGAGAAUCAACAAACUGUGUCUAAUUCUGGAGAUGUUUCAUGUUACUGUCCACGGCUGGGUUCACUGUGUCGAGUCAGAGUGCGGCUCAAAGCUAACACGGAUGAAACUGAGAGGUCAGCAUCUGAUAAGGGAAAUGAGAAGCUGUCAGUCCAACCUGAGCAGUCAGUUGCUGAAGUCACAGAGGCGGUGGAAACAGUCUUCCCAAGGUGUCAGGACUCUGUGCUGCAGGUCCCACUGGGUGGUUGGAUUACACUAAGGCUGGGGGAGGGUCAGUGCGAUAUCACCGAGGCAUGUUUGGAAGGAAUGAGAGCUGGAGAGAAAUGUGAGAUUCUUCUUUCUCCUGUUGCACAUGGACCAGACGUCUCUGUUCCACAACCUGCAGAGGAACACCUGUGUGCCACAGUUGAGCUCGAGUCUUUCACACCAGGCAAGGAAUCCUGGGAGAUGUCACCUGGUGAAAAAUGGGAGUGGGUGAAGUCGCACAAGGAGAGGGGAGGAGUGAGAUUCAGGAGUGGGGACAUGUGGGGAGCAGCAGACAGCUACAGCCGAGGCCUCAAACUUCUCAUCGCCCUCUGUGGCCACGUCAGAGAGCUGGAGAAAAAAGGACAAGAGCAAGAAACAGAGGAGCAGAGAGAUGCAAGUAAUGGUGAUAAAACACAGAACCUUCCCUCAGCCACUGAAUUCAAAACCAUCAAAGCUGAGCUACACUCAAACCUCGCUUUGUGCCAGCUCAAACUGAACCAACCAAAACGGGCGAGGGCCAGUGCAGCUAAAGCCACAGAGCUGGACCCAGGUGGGGCUAAAGCCUGGUACCGGCUCGGCCAAGCCUGCCAGAUGGUGAAUGAGCUGGAGGAGGCCAAGCAGGCGUUUAGGAAACUGCUGGAGCUACAGCCAGAAUGUCCUGCUGCUUUGAAGGCACUUAAGGACAUAGCAAGUAAGGAGAAAGAGACAAACACACAGUUAGGACUGAGACUAAGCAAAAUGUUCAGCUGAAGGUUAAAUGCAUCCGCAGAUUACCCAGUAGAACUGUACGGUUUUUCUCAUGAUUCACUGUUUACUGCAAGUGCAUCUAUAGCCUCUGCCUCAGCUCAAAGGUGAAGCUGUUAAUCUGCAGAUGCAUGUUUUUCUCCUGACUCUGCUGCUUGUAUGUGAAUUUCCUGAAUGUAACUUCAAAGUAAAAACCACAUGUCAAAAAUG